AUGGCCGUCUUCUCCGCCGCGAUCUCUCUUCUCCUCGUCCUUCUCUCUGUUUCCUCUCCUUCUGCUCACGGAAACUCGUCGCCGGCCGUCGAUUGCAACAACGUGAUGCUAAACCUGGCGGGAUGUUUGUCUUUCGUGACGAUCGGGAGUACGGUGGAUAAACCAGAGGGUUCGUGCUGCUCCGGUUUGAAGAAAGUGCUCGCUACCAACGCCGAAUGUCUCUGCGAAGGGUUGAAGAACAGUGACUCUAUGGGAAUCAAACUCAACAUGACCAAGGCUUACACUCUUCCCGUCGCUUGCAAACUUAACGCUCCUUCGACCGCUGCUUGUGGAUGGUCUGCUAUUCCUCCUGCUAGUGCGCCAGUUCCGGUUCCUUCUGCUGGACCAGGGCCAGGAUCAGUUCCAGGAACAGACUCUGCUCCAGCUCCAAGCCCUUCUCAAGGGACUUCAUUGAUCCCAAUCUCUGGCUUGUCACUUGUAAUCAGCGGCGCGUUGGUCAUGUUGUUCUCUCGUAUCUGA
Microthlaspi erraticum is the source of this 519-nucleotide messenger RNA. The record is from the annotation of a GenBank genome assembly. NCBI's taxonomy places the organism in Eukaryota, Viridiplantae, Streptophyta, Magnoliopsida, Brassicales, Brassicaceae.